AUGGGAGCACUCGAGUUCAUCUGCGAUCGAAGGUUUCACCGCAGUUUCGUGGUUCCCGCGAACCCCGAGUCCAACACAUCCAAACCCUACCAUGUGUCUUACUCCGAUUUUGGCGACGCCGACAGCAAAGCAAUCGUCUUAUUCUGUGGAGCUCUGUUCGGUCAGCGCUUAUGUUACGCACCCUUGGACCAAUUAGCAAAGGCCCACCAUGUCAGAAUCAUCCAUCCGGAUCGACCUGGCGUUGGUGGUAGUGAAGCUGUGGAGCCUGAGAAGCGUGUACAGACCUGGCUGGAAAUGGCCCCCAAGCUUCUGGCGCAUUUGAACAUCUCGCAUGUUUCGAUUGCUAGUCACAGUGGAGGCGACAUCUACCUCAUGAACUUUAUUCUCGCCUACCCACAUCUGUUGAAUCCCAAUCAUCCAUAUGUCGCUUUCUUUGCUCCAUGGGUCCAUUACUCGCAUUCGAAGAUGACGCAUCUACAGGCUACUGAGCUUCUCCCUGCUUCGUGGAUAGGAAAGUUUGGCUCAAUCGGUAGAUUCGUCAACCAAAAUAUCAUUCCAGUGAUCGGCUUGAGUGGCGCAUUCGUGAAAGGGAUUUCCGCGCCACUUUCGCGUUCAGAUCCCACAACAGCUCCCGUUGCACUCACAGUGUCUGGGGCUGUCGACUCUGGAAGGCCAGAGGAUGGUCCUCCCGACGUUUUCCAGGACAUCGCACUUGACGAUCCAAAGGCCGUGGAUGACUUGCGAGAUCACAUCACCAAGUUCGUCUUCGCCGAAAAUGUGGACGGUGUCUCGGCAGACACCCAGUUGUUCCUAAAGCGCUCUGUUCCAUGGAGUACACCCAUUGUCGAGUGGAAAGAUCUCGAUGAUGCUGUGCAGCUUCUUUCGAAGACAAUUGCUGAAGAUGAUCGACUGGCAGGCAGUAACAGGGUCUGGUCUAUCGACUGCUUUCAUGGUGAGCACGACCAAUUGGUUGGUGACAAAGGGAGGGAUUGGUUCAAUGCCAUCUGGACGCCGAGCCAGAGCUAUCAGUAUCGGCCCUUAGUCAUUGAAGGCACUGAGCAUGAUUUCUUGAUGGAUCCAAUUUUCGGCGCGAGCGAACAAUGGCUGCAGCGGGUCAGCGAGUCCUGGCAAACUUCACAGCCUGACGCAGCGGCUCCUUAG
Molecule: messenger RNA, 1161 nt
Organism: Alternaria arborescens
Lineage: Eukaryota; Fungi; Ascomycota; Dothideomycetes; Pleosporales; Pleosporaceae
Exons: 2
Coding region: 1-1161 (386 amino acids)
Source: RefSeq, a predicted model, not a curated record